AAUUUAUCAAAAAAAAAUGUCAUCAUCUGGUUCAUUCAAGUUGCAACCUCCAAUUAAUGGUAAAUUCAUCACAAUUCUCAGCAUCGAUGGAGGUGGCAUUAGAGGAUUAAUUCCUGCAACUAUUCUUGAAUAUCUUGAAUCUCAACUCCAGGAAUUAGACGGAGAGGAUGCUAGGCUUGCAGAUUACUUUGAUAUAAUCGCAGGAACAAGCACGGGUGGCCUUGCUACCGCUAUGCUAACUGCUCCAAACAAAGAUAAUCGUCCUCUAUUUGCUGCUAAGGAUAUAAAGCCCUUCUAUCUUGAACAUGGUCCUAAGAUAUUUCCACAAAAUAAUAUGAUACUGAUUGGAUCAAUAAUAAAGGGAUGGAAAUUUCUAACAGGACCAAAGUAUGAUGGGAAGUAUCUUCGCCAAGUCAUAAAGGAGAAAUUAGGGGAGACUAAAUUGCAUGAGACUUUGACUAAUGUUGUUAUUCCAACUUUUGAUAUCAAGACUAUACAACCUACAAUUUUCUCCACUUUUAAGGCGAAAAAAUAUUCAAUAAUGGAUGCUAAGCUUUCCGAUAUAUGCAUCGGCACAUCUGCUGCUCCAACAUAUCUUCCAGCACAUAAUUUUCAGACCCAAAACGAAGAUGGCAAAUUUCAUGAGUUCAAUCUUAUUGAUGGUGCUAUCGCAGCUAACAAUCCGGUAUUAAAUAAUUUAACCUAUUUUAUGUCACAUUAA
Molecule: messenger RNA, 721 nt
Organism: Solanum stenotomum
Lineage: Eukaryota; Viridiplantae; Streptophyta; Magnoliopsida; Solanales; Solanaceae
Product: patatin-like protein 2
Exons: 4
Coding region: 17-721 (234 amino acids)
Biological process (GO): lipid metabolic process
Molecular function (GO): glycerophospholipase activity; monoacylglycerol lipase activity
Source: RefSeq, a predicted model, not a curated record